AUGCUCCGCUGGGGGGAGAGGCCAGAGGCUGCCAGGCCUCCCCGCGCGCGGCCCCUAGGGCCGGUGCCCCGCUGUCAGCGCGCCCCGCCCCCGGCCCCGCCCCCCGCCCGGGCCGAGCCCGAGCCCGAGCCCGGGCGGCGAGCAGGCGGCGGCGGCGGCGGCACGCGGGGGCACGGGACUCCUGGCGCGGCGGCGGGCACCGAUGGGCACCUUCUCCCCCCGGGGCCCGGCUCCGUUCGGAGGCCUCUGCCGGGUAAGGCGCGCGGGGCCAAUGUCCGCGGACGGGGGCAGCCCCAAGGCCGCCUCUCUUGUCCCACAGCGGCUGCGGGCGGGGAGGGAGGAGGCACGAGGAGGCCUCUGGGCCCGGGCACGAGACUUGGCCCUGAACGUGGCCCUUUUACCGGGAAGUGUCCGGGCGCCGGGGCGCCGGGGUCCGGCCGCCUCCGCCUGGGCCGGGGGUCCCCGCCCCCUCCGAGCACUCGGGGGGCCGCUGCUGGGACCCAGCGGGCCUGCUCCGGCCUGGCCGCAGUACCCCCGGCCGCCUCCAGGAGGCGGGCUGGACCUGAGGAAACGCCCACCCAGGGCCCCUGGGGCCGGGACUGGAGCGGGCCUACGUUCGCCCGGGCCGGAGCUCGUUGGGAGCGAGCGGACGGGCCCGGCCUGGGAGCCGAGAAUGCUCUGGAGAAAGGGGCGCGCCUGGCCCGGGGCCGCCCCCCCGCUCGCUCCGCCGCUGGAGCUGUGGCCGCGGCCGCUCGGAGGCCUGGCGCGCGGCGGAGCUGGCCCGGCCCUGGGCUCUGCCUUCCGAGGGCCGCCGCGGGGCUCCCGGCCGGGCGCCAGCUUCCGGCGGGGGCGGGGGCUUCUCCCACGUCCCCCCGGCGCGCUUGUCCCGGAGGCGCCGCCGCUGCCAAGUGCGCCUCACUCCGCAGGUCCUGGCCGGAGUGUGUCCGAGGCCCCUCCUCCCUGCCUCCGCGCCGAGGGUCCCGGCGCCCCGCGGCUGCCGCCCCGCCCCCGCCUCAGUCUGGGGCUUCCGUUGCCUUUUAA
This is a messenger RNA of Sarcophilus harrisii (Tasmanian devil), 1041 nucleotides long. RefSeq names its product collagen alpha-1(III) chain-like. The transcript has a single exon. Lineage: Eukaryota; Metazoa; Chordata; Mammalia; Dasyuromorphia; Dasyuridae. The record is from RefSeq and is a predicted model, not a curated record. The coding region runs from base 1 to 1041 and encodes 346 amino acids.